Argiope bruennichi is the source of this 4833-nucleotide messenger RNA. RefSeq lists its product as uncharacterized. The record is from RefSeq and is a predicted model, not a curated record. The transcript is spliced from 2 exons. The coding region runs from base 1 to 4833 and encodes 1610 amino acids. Gene Ontology annotation, biological process: DNA integration. Lineage: Eukaryota; Metazoa; Arthropoda; Arachnida; Araneae; Araneidae. Gene Ontology annotation, molecular function: nucleic acid binding.
AUGUCGGAACAACAGCAAUUUGAUUUGUUAAAACGAAAACGGAAGUCUUUACGCACCGCGGUAACGAAAGCUGUAAACGAUUUAGAAACUGAAUUGGCUAAUGAACAAUUAAAUUCUGAAAAGUUAGAGGAAUUUUCGGAAAUUCUUAAUUGUAAAUUCGAACAAUUGUCUAUAGUUGAUCAACAACUUGAGCCUCUUUUUAAUACAGAUAAUUUUGAGGAAGAGUUUGAAACGGCGCAAGAAUAUAGAGAUAAAGUUUUACUUUGUCUGUUCCGCACUAAAAAGAAAAUUAAUCAUGUUGCUAAGUUGAACUUGGAUAAUUCGUCAUUAGUAGAAAACACGGCUUCGACUAUUCCAACAGAAAACUUUCUUCCCCAGAAUGUUGAAAGUAUCAAAAUUAAAAUCCCCAAAUAUCAUAUAGCCAGAUUUUUUGGCGAUGAUGCCUCUAAGUGGCUGACAUUUUGGAACAGUUUUGAAACGGCUGUACAUAACAAUGAGUCAUUAAAUAAAGUCGACAAAUUUAAUUAUUUAAAGGCUCAUCUUGGAGGAUCUGCAUUAAAUACCGUAGAAGGAUUUCCUAUUUCAGCAGCUGCGUACGAUGAAGCAGUUCAAUUAUUGAAAGAACGAUUUGCAAGUACUGAAGUAUUGGUUCAAGCCCAUAUGAAUAAAAUAUUAUCUUUACCACCAUUAAAAGAUUCUAACGACAUUCGGUCCUUCCGACAAUUUGUUGAUAACUGUAAUGUUCAAUUGAGAAGUUUGGAGUCUUUAGGUAUUUCAACCUCACAAUAUGGAAGUAUCUUGUGUCCAAUAAUCAUGAAACUUAUUCCGGCUGAUUUACUUUUAGAAUACAAUAAAUCAGAAAAACAAAAUUCAGGUUCUAAAAUUGAGGAACUGUUAUCCUUCAUUACUCAUGCCUUAGCUGCCAGAGAAAAAACGCAGUCUAUUAACAAAACAAAUAAAUCGUGUAUUGAAUUGCGUAAUCGACGUAUGGAGUUUAAAUACCAGGAUCGCGAAAAUAAAAGAAUAAAUCAAAAAGGUAUCUCUACUGCUACUGCUAAUGAACUGUUAGUGACUCCUCUCAAUGAAAAUAGAAACAAAACGAAGAAUAGCUGUGUCUUUUGUGAAUCGAUGACUCAUACUACGAAUAGCUGUGGACGAGCGGACAUAAUAGGAAAACUAUUUACGGGUGAGAUUAAACAAGUAUCUAAAGGUCUCACAGCAGUAAAUACAAAAUUGGGAUGGACUGUUAUGGGAAAAUCGAACUCUAAAUCCACUUUUGAAUCUAAAAAUUCAUUACUGGUGCAUUCUUUGCUUACAAAUCAGACAAAAAUUUCGGACCUAUGGGAAUUAGAUUCUUUGGGAAUUAAGGACCCAAGUGAAAAGAAAACGAAACUUGAGUUGCAAGAUCUUACUUUAAAACAUUUUGAGAAUACGGUCUCGCAAAAUGAAGAUGGUAGAUAUUAUGUAUACAUUCCUUGGAUCGAUGGACAUGAUAAACUUAGUGAUAAUUUUCAACUAGCCGAAAGAAGGUUGAAAAAUACUGUAAGAUCUCUAAAAGGUAAUGGUAGACUAUUAGAUUAUGAGCAAGUGUUUUUUGAAUGGGAAAAUGAGGGGAUUAUUGAAAGGGUUAAUGAAAAUGAUCAUGAAAAAAAUAAGAAAAUUCAUUACCUACCACACAGACCUGUGUUCAAAGAAAACUCUACAACCAAAAUCCGCCCUGUAUUUGAUGGGUCCGCUCGUCAUGGACACUUUUGUUCUCUGAACUCUUGCAUUGAACCAGGACCUAAUUUAAUUGAAAUGAUACCUGCAAUCUUGAAUAGGUUUCGUUUAAGAAAGAUAGGAGUAAUAUCGGAUAUUCGUAAAGCAUUCUUGCAAAUCGCUUUACACGAAAACGAUAGGAACUUUCUACGUUUUUUGUGGUGGGAAGGUGGCGAUCAUGAAAAGGUUAUUAUUUAUAGACAUUGUCGAGUAGUCUUUGGAGUAUCAUGCAGUCCCUUCCUGCUAGCUGCAGUAUUAAAUUUUCAUCUAAAACGGGCACCUGAGCAUUUGAAAGCUGCAGCUGAAAAGCUACUAGACUCUAUGUACGUUGACAAUUGCUUAACGAGUGUGGAAACAUUCGAAGAAUACUUGUCUUUUCAACGAGACUCUAGAGAAUUGUUGGCAUUAGGAAAUUUCGACUUACGUGGUUGGAGACAUAGUAACAUGCAUUCACCUAUUUUGGAGGAAAGCAUUGAUCAACCUGAUCUCUAUUCGCCCGAGGUACAAGUUCUUGGUCUUUUGUGGAAUGUGGAAAGAGAUACUUUGUCCAUCUCUUUCAAAGAGCCCGUUCUUGAAGAAGGACCUGUUUCGAAAAGAAAAAUACUUUCCAUUACUCAUCGAAUUUUUGACCCAAUUGGAGUCACCUGCCCUGUCACUCUAAUUCCCAAACUGAUUCUGCAAGAGUGCUGGAAGAUGGAAGCGUCUUGGGAUUCUCCAUUGCCUGAAGACAUCGAGAAAAAAUUUGAAAUUUGGCAGCGUCAACUUAAAGACUUGAAAGAAUUAGAAAUUUCACGGAGGCUGUCACACCUCGAUCUUAAAGACGCCAGCUUGUCACUAGAGGUAUUUUGCGACGCUUCAAAAUUGGCUUACGCUACGUGCGCAUUUCUUCGAGUUGAGAAAGAUGGCAAGGUGACCUGCCAAUUAAUCCAAGCACGAUCAAAGGUUGCUCCUUUGAAAGGUAUUUCUAUCCCAAGAUUGGAACUUUUAUCUUGCAUGAUCGGAGCAAGGUUAGCUGAUGCGAUAAAGAGAGAUUUGCAUUUGGAAGAUAUUGAAAGCACUUUCUGGUCUGAUUCAAUGGAUGUUCUACAUUGGAUAAAAAGAGAAGGCCCAUGGGCUACCUUUGUUGCUAAUAGAGUGGAGGAGAUAAGAAAACUAUCUUCUGUGGAAAAUUGGAGACAUGUACCUGGUAUUUCUAACACAGCUGAUCUCCCAUCGAGAGGAUGUACAGUGAGGACCCUCAUCAAAAGUCAUUGGUGGGAAGGACCUGAUUGGAUCAAAAGGUCGAAAGAAGAUUGGCCAAAAUCUGCUCAUUUUCCAAAUAUGGAAGUGGUUAAUUCAGAAAAGAAGAAGACUAUUGUAACCGCUUCUGUUUUACAACUUGAGGAAAAGUAUUAUCAUCGAUUUUCAUCGUAUGUUAAAAUUGUCCGAAUUACAGCUUGGCUUUUAAGGUUUCUUAAGAAUCUGAAGAAUGGGAGAAAUCGAAGAACAGUAGGUCCAUUGAAUUAUGAUGAAAUCAAGAAGGCUGAACGUAUUUUGCUGAAACAAGUGCAGUUAGAAGCCUUUUAUGAUGAGAACGACAAAAGGUUAAAAUCUUUACAAGUUAUCAAAGACUCUGAGGGAAUUCUAAGAGUGAAAACCAGAAUAUUUUUUAGGGAAGACCAUAGAGAUUUUCGUCUACCCAUAAUUCUUCCUUCCGAUCAUCCUGUUGUCAUGACUCUCAUAAUGUAUGAACACGAACAUCAUGGACAUUCUGGAGUUCAAAUGCUUAUGUACCUUCUUAGGGAAAAUUACUGGAUUUUGAAGUCAAGAAAAGCUAUUAAAAAAGUUAUAAAGUCCUGCAUCAUUUGCAAUAGAUUUGAUGCAAAACCGGUUUUUGUUCAGGAGGGCCUAUUGCCUCAAGACCGUGUGAGAGAUGCUGAAACUUUCGAAAUCGUAGGAUUAGAUCUAGCUGGACCUGUCAUCCUUAAAGAAGAAAGAAAGGCUUGGAUUUUGAUCCUAACUUGCGCGGUUUACCGUGCAGUCCACCUCGAACUUUUAACUUCAGUAUCAACUGAAAAUUUCCUACUAGGUUUGAGGAGAUUUAUUGCACGAAGAGGUCGACCAUCUGUCAUCUAUUCAGAUAAUGGUACAAAUUUGAAAAGUGCUCAUCGUCUACUGAAGGAAGUUGAUUUCGAAAAACUGAAGAAUAUUGAAGAACUAAGUCCUAUUUCUUGGACUUUUAUACCUCCAAAUGCCCCCUGGUUGGGAGGAUUUUGGGAGAGACUUAUCGGCCUUAUGAAGCGGAUUUUAAGAAGAACUUUAAGAAAGACAUCUUUAAAUCAUGAAGAAAUGAACACAGUUCUUUGUGACUGUGAAAGAGUAAUGAAUUCAAGACCACUUACUUAUGUUUCGGAAGAUGCCGAAGAUUUGGAACCCCUUACUCCAGCAAUGUUCCUGCACAAUAUUAGAGAAACCGGUGUGCCUGAUUUAGACCUAAUUGAAGAAACUAAGUUUAAUAAAAGAUUGGCCUACCGAAACAGAAUCCAAAAGGAUCUAAGGAAACGUUUUCGAUCGGAAUACUUGGGACAAUUGCGAGAAAUACAAAAGGUAAAAAGAGAAACUGCUUUAUGUAUUGGAGACAUCGUUUUGGUUGAAGAUAAUACCAAAAGAUUGAACUGGAAUUUGGGGAGGAUUUUGAAACUGUUUCAAGGAAAAGACAAUAGAGCUAGAGUAGCUCUAGUUAAAACCAAGUUUGGUUCUUUUCUGCGUCCUGUGCAGAAAUUAUAUCCACUUGAAGUGAGCGAAAAUGAUAAACCUGUUGAACACAAUACUAAUUCUCCUCUAAUUUCAGGUGCUAAUAGACGAGAGACUUUUCCCAUCUCUUUAGAUAGGAAGACUUCCCUGAUAGAGCCCCCUGAUGGUCUUCCACUUCCUUCUAAAGAAUCUGACUGUGGAACCGACAUGGUGCCGACGAUGGAUUCUUCGCCUCUCCUUCCGAAUGAAACUUCUCAUCCUGUCUUACCUGACGGAACUGAAAAAUUGGAACCAAGGCGAUCCCGUUAUGGACGAUUGCUGAGACCUGUCCAAAGACUAUGA